GACCAGCCAGACCCGUCAGAAAGCACGAGGGGAGAGGAGUGGAGUGGAGUGGCCGGCCAGAAAGCCUGCCAGCCGGGCGAGGACGGUAGUGGUGGCUGUGCCGGCGGGAGGCGCAAAUGUUCUGCGCCCGGCCCAGCUAGUUCUAUCGGAAUAGCGAACAAUUGCCAGAGGAAUGUACGCGAGGAGAAAAAUGGGCGGGAACUCUACAUUGCUAUUGUGAGCCGCCGGUCGGGUUUGCGUCUUGCUUGCUGCCUGGAAAUGCUCAAGCAGCAUUAGCAGCACCACAGCAGACCCAGGAAUGGAAACUGCGGCUCCUGAAAUAUGCUGAAGCGCAGAUAUUUUGUACGCGGUGGGUUCGGGUGAGGGAAAGCAGCACCAAAAAGACGCGAGGAGGAGCCGGAGCUGUGCUCAUGUGACUGGUGGCUGCCGACGCUGGGGCUGCCCAGAAAGAGCCGCAGCUGCUUUCCGCAUCCAGUGGAGCUGGGUCCUGCGGGAGAGUCUGGGGGAUUGACUUCUCCGAAGGAUGAGAAGCCGCUACGCUCCAAGCAGAUGAUGGCGAUACGAGAGCUGAAAGUGUGCCUGCUUGGAGAUACUGGAGUUGGCAAAUCAAGUAUAGUUUGUCGAUUUGUUCAGGAUCAUUUUGACCACAAUAUUAGUCCUACUAUUGGUGCUUCUUUCAUGACUAAAACUGUGCCUUGUGGGAAUGAGCUUCAUAAAUUUCUGAUCUGGGAUACAGCAGGACAGGAGCGGUUUCAUUCAUUGGCGCCAAUGUACUACCGUGGAUCAGCAGCAGCAGUUAUAGUAUAUGAUAUCACUAAACAGGAUUCCUUUCAUACACUGAAGAAAUGGGUAAAAGAACUGAAAGAACAUGGUCCUGAAAACAUUGUAAUGGCCAUCGCUGGAAAUAAAUGUGAUCUUUCUGAUAUUAGGGAGGUACCUAUGAAAGAUGCCAAAGAAUAUGCAGAGUCUAUAGGCGCAAUUGUUGUUGAGACCAGUGCAAAGAAUGCAAUUAAUAUUGAAGAACUCUUUCAAGGAAUCAGUCGACAGAUUCCACCCUUGGAAACUCAUGAAAAUGGCAACAGUGGAACAAUCAAACUUGGGAAGCAGACUGCACAGACAACUAGGCGGUGCUGUUAAACCAAACUGGUUUGAUUUACUUGAAAAUAAAAUGACAUCAGUUGCUUAUUUAUUGAGCUACAGACUUCAGAAAUGCAAUGACAGCAACUUGUCUAAAAGCAAAACUUUGAGUGCUACCACUUGGUAAAAUGCAAGAAAUUGUAGGAGAAAGUUCUCCUUUAAAUGGGUUCUGCAAAAUAAAAAUGGACAGUCCACUUCAGCAGCAAACUAUCUAAGUAAUUGACUCAGAUUAUUGCAAUAAUCUGUUUAGACCAAUGGCUAUUUCAGAAAUGCCUUUUGUUUUCAAAUAGUUUGUCUUGCAAAUGUAUUUUGUAUAAAAUCCGUUUUCCACCCCAAUACAAUAUUUUAUAUUCUAAUUUGACCUUCAUGGAAUUAUAGUGUAUAACAUUUGAACUAACUGAAGGAUGUAUACUAUUUUAUAUACUCUCUUAUCAGGUUUGGCUCUUGUUUUGUUUUUAGAACAAUAAAUAGCCUUUUUAAAAGGGUAUAAAUUUUGUAAUUAACUGAACACAAAAUGAAUGAAUCUAAUGACAAAUAAUAAAACUCUAGUAUAAUUUUUAGUUUGAAGUUUUUGUUUCUUCUCUAUUUGAAGAGAGUCAGAAUCAGUAGAUUGCUUAUUACAACAUGUUUAAAUAUAUAAAGAUGACUUACAGAAAGAAAAGAGGCCUUGGCACUGAAAUCUAUAAAUGUUUGCAUUUAAUUUCCAGUGUUAUUUGUGAAAAAUGACAACAGAUAUAGCACUGGAAGACAAAAAGGAGCAGGAUAAAGUGCCAUCCAUUCCAAACACUUGAACUCACUAAAUCUCAUCCAGCAGGUGUGUCAUGCUGUCAGAUUAUGUCAGUAGUUGUGUGUUUCUCUGCUAUGUAGUUUAAUUACAGACUUUUAAAGUGGGCUUUAAUGUGCCUCUAAUUCCCUGUUCUGUCCACCUCUGUUUCAAUGACUGGACUACAGGAUGAUAAGAGAACAGUACACCCAGUUCUUUUCACAUAUGUCCUUUCCAUAGAAGGAUUUAUAAAGCAACUUUUGAAGGAAUCAGCCUCAGGGAUAUCUUCCUGACCCUUUGAUGCCACUGAUAUGCAGGUGGAUGCCUCUGAUAUGCGGUAUGCAAUCAUUAAUAUGGACUCAAAAAUAGCUGCUGGAUGGGAUCCAAAAAGCAACAUGGACUCUUACUCCCAUUUCCCCCGAGAUACCAACAUAUUAGUCUACAGUGCAUGAUUCUAGAACCAGACAAUCAUAUUUUAUGUAAUACAGAGAAAUCUGUGUUUCCCCAGUUGCAAUAGUGUUUUUCACAUGACACUCUCUGCCUUCUGUGUAAAUACAAACUGUAUUUAGUGACAUGUUCUUAUUUCAUCUUAAUUGUUUAAAACUAAAUAGAAGUUACAUGCCAGUGUAAUAUUUUGUGCUAAGUACCAUCAUUCUGUACUGUUUAUGCAAGGGCUCUGAAUGGGCUGGACCCAUUGGUGGUUAUGUGUGGGAUGAUACAAUCUAUUAAUAAACUGUUUCUUUUGUUCUCUAUUUUAACUGUAUGAUCACAAACAAGAUUUGUGCCUAAAACAGUUUAUUUAAUCUAUAAGAAGUAAUACUAAUAAAUAUUCUUAAUUUUG
Molecule: messenger RNA, 2741 nt
Organism: Hemicordylus capensis (graceful crag lizard)
Lineage: Eukaryota; Metazoa; Chordata; Lepidosauria; Squamata; Cordylidae
Gene: RAB31
Product: RAB31, member RAS oncogene family
Exons: 8
Coding region: 550-1137 (195 amino acids)
Molecular function (GO): GTPase activity; GTP binding
Source: RefSeq, a predicted model, not a curated record